AUGGCAUCGCGACGCCUCCUCGACCUCUACGCGAUCGCCAAUGCCUCGACCGCGAUAGCGCGGAAGCACCUGCUGAUCCGCUCGCACCAGAUCACGCACUACGCGGCCACCAGCAGCAUCGGGCUCGGCCGGACCUCGCAACGGCCGCAGCCAGUUCCCGUACGCCAUGAAGCCACCCCCUCGGCGCCGCCGCAAGGCACGCAACCAGAAGGCGUAGCCCAAGACCACCACUACGCACCCAGCACGAGCCCGCCGCCGCCGCCCACCCCUCGCUCCGACCUGAGCAUCAGCCAGUCCCCGCCGUCGCUCCGGCGGCACGCCCCGCCCUCCCCCGAAACGGCGAAGCGCCUGCAGGCAGCCUACGAAACCCGCAUCCCGUCGCAAACCGCGGACCCACCGAUGAUGCCCGAGACGCACGCGGACGUGCUGGGGCAGGAGGAUAUCCGCGCUGAGGACUUGACCCGCGGGCUCAAUGAGGACUCGUUCUAUCUCCGCCAUGGCACGACGAGUCAGGUGCUGUCGAAUCUGCCCAGAGCGAAGAUUCCGAGAACGGCGGAGUCCGAGCAGCCGCGGGGCGUGACCGAGGGGAUUAAUUCCAGCGAGUUUGUGAGGGAGUUGCCGCAGCAGGAGAAGGCGGAGAAGGAGCUGGAGGAGCUCGGGAAUCAGGCGUUUAUGUCCAGGAGGGCUAGGGGGCUGUUUGGUGUCAAGCCUGGCCUGAAAAUGCCGCAGAAGGGAGCGCAGCAGAGUGCAGAGAAUAUAGUGAAGCCUGUCACGAAACCUGAGUCAUCGCGGAAGGAAGAGGAGGAUAUAGUCAAAGCUGUUGCGGAAGAAAUAGAACGCGAGCAGGUGGUAGUUGACCAGAAAGCGAUCGAGGGGAUCGCUGCAGAGGUGCGUAAGGAGAUGAACUUUGAGAAAUUCUCCCUUCCCCAACAGCCGGCGGUAGAAACGCCAUACCAGAUGACGGCCUCAAGAGUUCCAUCGUCACGGGUGGGACGCCUGUUCCAUUAUGGUGGACUCGCUGCAGGAAUGGCCUGGGGUGCAGCUAGUGAAUCGGUCAGACGUGCAGCCGGUGGCGCUGGCGAUACAGCUACCAGCGUGAUGUUUAGUGAGUCCAAUGUGGAGCGGAUGGUGAAGAAACUCAGCCGGAUGCGAGGAGCGGCCCUGAAGCUGGGGCAGAUGAUGAGUUUUCAAGAUAAACUUCUCCCGGCCCCGAUACAGGAGAUUCUCACCCGAGUGCAGGACAGUGCGGACUACAUGCCUGCCUCGCAGCGCGACAAAGUCCUCAUCGCCAACCUAGGACCGAACUGGCGCGAUCUAUUCUCCGAAUUCUCCGAGGUUCCAAUGGCGGCCGCGUCGAUCGGCCAAGUUCACGCCGGAAAACUGGCUUCGAACGGUAUUCCAGUCGCCAUCAAGAUCCAGUAUCCCGGCGUCGCCGACUCCAUCUCUUCCGAUCUCAACAACCUCGCUGUACUCCUGACGGCCUCCAAGAUGCUCCCUAAGGGACUGUAUCUCGACAAGACCAUCGCCAAUGCCCGCCUCGAGCUCGGCUGGGAGUGCGACUACGUCCGCGAGGCGGAGUGCGCCAAACGUUUCGCUGUGAUCCUCCAGGCGGAGAAGGAUGUGUUCCGCGUGCCGCGCAUAUUCGACGAGGCGUCGGGUCCGCAAGUGCUCACCAUGGAGAUGAUGCAGGGCGUGGCGGUGACAAAAACGAUAAAGAACCUAAGCCAAGAGGAACGAGACUUCAUCGGGACACAGAUCCUGGGACUGUGCUUCCGCGAGGUCGCCAGAUAUCGGUUCAUGCAGACGGAUCCGAACUGGACCAAUUUCCUCUGGAACGCUGCCGACAAGAAGAUCGAACUCCUCGACUUCGGCGCCUCGCGCGAGUUUUCCGCCGACUUCACGGCGCUAUACACCUCCAUCCUGCGCGCCGCCUCACGGAAGGACCUUUCCGCGCUGCGCACGCUCUCCGUCCAGCUCGGGUACCUUACGGGCCUCGAGUCCUCGGCCAUGACGCAGGCGCACGUAACCAGCAUCCUCACCCUCGCAGAGCCGUUCUCGAAGGACGCGCCGGAAAUUUACGAUUUCAGCCAGCAGACCGUCACGGAUCGCGUCAAGGAGCAGAUUCCGCUCAUGAUCAGGGAGAGACUUGCUCCUCCCCCAGAGGAGACGUAUAGUCUCCAUCGGAAAUUGAGUGGGGCUUUCUUGCUGUGUGCGAGACUGGGGAGUAGGGUUAGGUGUAGGGAGAUUUUUGAGGAGGCGGUGGGGGAGUAG
Messenger RNA from Tricharina praecox, 2271 nucleotides. RefSeq names its product ABC1 family-domain-containing protein. The transcript has 4 exons. Gene Ontology annotation, biological process: ubiquinone biosynthetic process. Gene Ontology annotation, cellular component: extrinsic component of mitochondrial inner membrane. NCBI's taxonomy places the organism in Eukaryota, Fungi, Ascomycota, Pezizomycetes, Pezizales, Pyronemataceae. Gene Ontology annotation, molecular function: kinase activity. The record is from RefSeq and is a predicted model, not a curated record. Bases 1 to 2271 code for a protein of 756 amino acids.